AUGGCGAGCAUUAAGCAUUUAGUACUGUUGCUCAACAAGCUUGCCUUAUCGAGCAUUGCGAGCGAGAUGAGCCAAUUAUGUAUGGUUGUAUCAUAUGGUGGUUCAUGGAAUAACGACAAACAUGACGUUCAAAUUGAAAAUGUUGCUGCCAAUAAUUUUGAGCGCAUUGCCAAUAAUGUUGUUGAUGAUGAACAUGGUGUUGAUUGGGGUUAUAAUGAGAAUAUUGACAGUUUGGAUAGUUUAGGUGAUGCUUUUGAUGAUGAAGAUGACAUUUGGGAUAGACAGACUGGGCAUGGUCAACAAUGGAUCAUUCUCGGUGCUCUAUAUCAAGCGUCACUUCCUUGUGAGGAAUUAGGAAUAACCAAAGGGUUCAACCGUGAUACACUAUCAGAAGGAUCUACAUUUAUGGAUAAAGAACGCUUGAAGACUGCACUGGGGCUAUAUCAUUUGGUAAAUCGUGUAGAAUUUAUUGUUGAGCGAUCUGAUAAGUGUAGAUUCUCAGUUGUUUGCAAGUAUAGUGAACAAUGCCCAUUCUUACUACGUGCUACAACGCAUGGGACUGUUUGGAAGGUUAUCAAAUGGGUUGCUCCGCACAGUUGUCAGAUUGACUUGAGAAAUCACGGUCCUAGAACAGUGUUAGCAAGGACGAUAAGAGCAUUUUUUGCUCCAACAUUGAUGAAUGAAGGUGCUGUUUUGAAGCCUAAGGAGAUGCAAGCACAAUUGAGAAGAGAAUAUGGGUUUGUAGUUGAUUAUCAGAUGGCACUGAUUGGGAGGAAUCAUGCUAUCAGUAUGAUAUAUGGAGAUACAGAUAAGUCUUUUCAAUUAUUACCUUCAUAUUUGUACAUGUUGCAAGAAUCUAACCCCGGUUCUAUUGUUGCAUUACAAACUGACUCUGUUGAUCGUUUUCAAUAUGCUUUUAUGGCUAUUGGUGCUUGUGUAAAUGGAUUUAAGUCUUCUUGUCGUCCUGUCAUAGUUGUGGAUGGCACACAUUUGAAAGUAAAAUAUAGAGGUAUUAUGUUUGUUGCUGCUACAAAAGAUGGAAAUGAAUAG
Salvia miltiorrhiza (redroot sage) is the source of this 1050-nucleotide messenger RNA. RefSeq lists its product as uncharacterized. The transcript is spliced from 4 exons. The coding region runs from base 1 to 1050 and encodes 349 amino acids. NCBI's taxonomy places the organism in Eukaryota, Viridiplantae, Streptophyta, Magnoliopsida, Lamiales, Lamiaceae. The record is from RefSeq and is a predicted model, not a curated record.